CAGCACAAUUCGACAUUUCCAAUAGCCCGGCGACGACCAAGAUGGCAGGCUGCCACGACGGCAAGGACGGUACGAACGGCUGCGGCUGCUCAACAUCACAAACGAGUGCUUCUGAGCCGCGACGACGCUUCGCCAAGGCUGCCUCGACCUCGGCUGCGGUCCCCGCCGACAUCCUGGAAGAUGAGGCUCUGAAUGCAGCAAUUGCCUCGAUCCUCCCGCCCAAUUACAACUUCGAGAUUCACAAGACAAUCCACCACGUUCGUCGUAAUGGUGCGACUUGUGUAGCCCUGCAGAUGCCCGAGGGUUUGACUCUCUGGGCUACGGGGAUAGCUGAUAUAGUGGAGACAUUCACCGAGGCCACCACGGUCAUCAUGGGGGAUGUGACGUAUGGAGCGUGCUGCGUAGACGACUACACCGCCAUGGCGCUAGGAUGCGAUAUGCUGGUACACUAUGGCCACAGUUGCUUAGUACCGGUGGAUCAGACGGCCAUCAAGACGCUGUACGUCUUUGUCGAGAUUGCAAUCGAUCCGGGACACUUGGCCAAGACGGUGCGCGCCAACUUUCCUAGUGAGAGGGAGGCAUUCAGGGCAAGAAUACUGGGAGGAUCGCAGGGUAAAGAGGGAGAGACACAGCCUGACGAGUCUGCAUUGAAUCAAAUGGCAAAGGUCCAGAUCGGAGUCGAGGAAGAAGGAGUACAUGCGAGGAUACAGCCUAGCCAGGGAAAGGCUGCCGAUAGACCAACACACUUGGCUCUCGUUGGGACCGUGCAGUUCAUCAAUGCUCUGCACAGCUUACAAGACGCCCUCGAAGCAAGCAUCGAGCCAAAUGACAGCGCCGAGCAAGCGCAACGUCUGCUCUUGACGUCUGGCGAGCCAUCGGCCGCCUCUCCAUCAGCCAUCCCUUUCCCCCUCCCUGCUCUCGGCCGCUACACGGUCACCAUUCCGCAAAUCAAGCCUCUAUCACCUGGCGAGACCCUAGGCUGCACCUCUCCGCGCUUGCCUUCAGAUGUGGACGGGGUCAUCUACGUAGGGGACGGACGCUUCCACCUCGAGAGUGUCAUGAUUGCCAACCCGCGCCUCCCGGCUUUCCGAUACGACCCGUAUACCAAGCGCUUUGUCAGGGAGCUGUACGACCAUGCCGAAAUGAGAAAGACGAGGGGGGAGGCAGUCAGGAGGGCGAAGGAGGCACUACCCUCCGGAAAGCAGGACGUCGUGGCGCACGGGCCGGCAGAAGCAGAGAGCAACGGCGACAAGAAGGUGUCAGUCAUGUCUGCUUCAGCACCCGAGGCAAAUGCCUGGGGCUUAAUCCUCGGCACCCUCGGACGACAAGGCUCCCUCUCCGUCCUCUCGCACUUGUCCUCCCUCGUCGGCCCACGCGCCUCCUUCGUUCCCAUCCUGCUUUCCGAGCUCUCACCCUUCAAGCUCUCCCUCUUCAACCGAUACGAUGCAACGUCCCUCUCCACCUUCGUUCAGACCUCCUGCCCUCGCUUGAGCAUCGACUGGGGGUCUGCAUUCGAUCGACCUCUGCUCAGCCCGUAUGAGGCAGCAGUCGCUCUGGGAAGGACGGAAGGAUGGGAAGUGGAGAAGGCCGAGAAGCGGAGACUGGGAAUGAGGAGGGACGUUGCCAAGGCGCAGGAGGAGGAGCAAGAAGAAGAGGUCGGACGAGAGGAGGGAGGCGACUACCCGAUGGACUUCUAUGCUGACGACUCGAGAGGCCCCUGGACUCCCAGACACGGGAGGGGAAUGGCAGCGAGGAAGAAGGCGCCUGGGGCCACGUCGAAUCGCGAGCUGCUCAAGGCGAGGAUGAGGGAGGCACAGGCCAAGAGAGCGGCGGCGGCGGCAACGGCAGCGUGACCUCUAGUCUCCAGCACGGACCCACAUCAUCUUGUAUAUCAUCAGAGACAUCUCCAUUACGAAUGCGCACGCCUGUACAUCUCUGUU
This is a messenger RNA of Jaminaea rosea, 1940 nucleotides long. RefSeq lists its product as hypothetical. The coding region runs from base 42 to 1853 and encodes 603 amino acids. Gene Ontology annotation, molecular function: 2-(3-amino-3-carboxypropyl)histidine synthase activity. Gene Ontology annotation, biological process: protein histidyl modification to diphthamide. The record is from RefSeq and is a predicted model, not a curated record. The transcript has a single exon. Lineage: Eukaryota; Fungi; Basidiomycota; Exobasidiomycetes; Microstromatales.